CACUUGGAUACUUCCAAAGUCUGCAAAUUGUUGAAAUGUACAUUGGAUGGCACUAAAUUCUUCAAUCUGCUACAUUCUUGAACUUCUAUAGUUUUUAGGUUACUAAAAAUAGAUUCAAUUUGGGAUUCUUCCUUCCAAAGAUGUGUUAGCUCAUGGAGUUUGGACAGCCUUAGUUCGCAUAAUGGAGUGCGUCCACAUGUAGAAGGUUUUUCCUCAACACCAACUUCUUCACAUUGGAAUACUUCAUUGAGGAAAGUAUCCCUCACAACAAGCUUUUCAAGACUGGGCAAAGACUGGAAGAAAAAGGGCGAAAGGAGAGUCGAUCUCUCAGGAUGAAAACGGGUGAGUUCCACUACCUUUAGCUUGUCGAAAUACUCUUCUGGAUGUUUUCCAUACCAUAUCUCCUUUAAAUUGCCAUUCUGUUCCAGUUUCAAUUCUUCUAGACUCGGAAAUGUAUCCUACAAAGUUUACAUGAGUAAAAAACUUGAAAAUAAGGGGAAAGACAGCACAGUUGAUGAGAUGGGUAGAUGGGAAGGCAACAAAUGGGUUUGGAACCUUCCUUGGAGACGUGCCCUGCAUUCUUGGGAACAAGAAUCCGUGCAAGAACUCAAAGGACUACUCAAGGAAAUCAACUUGACCAAAGGGAAGGAAGACACUUGGACCUGGGAACCACAUAAAUUGGGAGACUACUCAGCUAGCUCAAGAUAUACUACUUUGAUCCAACAUCAACCCUCACCUUACCGACAAAUUUUUGAGAAGAUUUGGAAUCCCAUGAUUCCAAGUAAAGUCUGUGGGUUCACUUGGUUGUUAUUACUUGAUAGGAUUCCUUCAAAAAUUAACUUGUUGAAAAGGGGAUUAAUUAAGGAGAUGGAGGCCACAAAAUGUAGUCUUUGUGGACAGAAUAUGGAAGACAUCAACCAUCUUUUUCUCCACUGUCCGGCUACUGCAAAAAUCUGGGCAAUGUGUUACCAAUGGUGGGGCUUCUCUACAACCAUUGCUGGUUCAUGUUGGGAUCCUUUCAUCCAACAUGAAUCCUUAGUCGCUAAAAGCAAUGAACGGCUGGGUUGGGUCACGGUUUGGUUUUCUCUUGUUUGGGCCAUCUGGACUACCAUGAACAACUUAAUCUUUAGAGGUGGAUCAUUUGAUUCGACAAAGACCUUUGAUAAAAUUCAGGUUCAAGCCUUCCUUUGGGUCAAAAACAAAGGAAAGGAAGGACGAUUCUGUUUCUCUGAUUGGAUUCUCAAUCCCAGAUGCUGCAAGAUUUUGUAAUGAACCUCCUAAUGUUGUACUUUCAUUUCAAUCGGUGCUGAUUAAUGUAUAAGGGAUUGAGUACCCCUUGUACUCACUAAAAUAAAAUAAAAUAAAAAAAAAUCUUUGCC
Messenger RNA from Rubroshorea leprosula, 1379 nucleotides. Lineage: Eukaryota; Viridiplantae; Streptophyta; Magnoliopsida; Malvales; Dipterocarpaceae. The record is from the annotation of a GenBank genome assembly.